This is a messenger RNA of Saccostrea echinata, 1093 nucleotides long. RefSeq names its product transmembrane protein 138-like. Bases 261 to 746 code for a protein of 161 amino acids. The record is from RefSeq and is a predicted model, not a curated record. Gene Ontology annotation, cellular component: cilium. NCBI's taxonomy places the organism in Eukaryota, Metazoa, Mollusca, Bivalvia, Ostreida, Ostreidae. The transcript has 6 exons.
AAUUUUACGUGGCAGCUUUAAAAGAGAAUUAGGAUUCAUAUGUUGUUCGUUUUAACUGUGUAAUUUUUAAACUCGAUAUUAACUGUACAGAGCGCCUUUAUAAAUCUUCUACCACUGCAAGAGACCAUGUAGCCAGUGUAAACAAAUGGAGGAAAUGCGGAACCUUGUUAAAAAAGACAAAUUCAGGGAAAUGAAGAGUGAAUGAACCAUAGUACUGUAGCAGAUAACCAUAGUAAGUGUUGCUGCCUUAUAGUUACACAAUGUUGGUGGAGCGAUACCGUCCGAUACUCUUUAUUAUGUACUUACUUCUACUUGUGGAUCUCUUCAUGAACUCUUUUAUUGAGAUGUUACGAUUUGAGAACGUCAUCUUAUUAGUGCUUUAUGUUAUCCAGGAUGUGUGUAUUUUGUUUGCUGUGAUAGUCGUUUUUCUCCUCUUCUUCAACACGUACAUCUUCCAGGCGGGCCUUGUAAACAUCCUCAUAGAAAAGUUCAAGGUCGCCAUAGGAAUCACCUUUAUCUAUUUUGGCCUCAAUGUUGGCCUUCAUGUUUGGGAGAUGACCCUGAGAUGGGAUGAGCCAAAUCUGUACAUCUGGGGAACCCCGGGGUUUAUACCUCUCUUUGUGAUCCAAAGAACAGGCGCUGUCCUGUACUACUAUUUCUAUAAGAGAACAGCCCUACAGCUAGGAGACCCGAGGUUCUACCAAGACUCAGAGUGGAUCAGGAAAGAGUUCGAGAGACGAAGAUAGCCCCGAGUACAGAAAGGGUUCUUAUCUAUGAAAGACAAAAAUAACUCUGCAAAAGUUUCGGAAGAAAUCUUAGCUGUUAUUGUGAUUUUACGCAUAAAAUCAAUUUGGAUUUUUUGCCAGUGAUAUUAGAUAUAUAGAUUAAAUAUAUACAGUAUAUAUACUUAAUUCAAGACUUUUGAAAUGUUUUAUAAUGUUGAUAUGAGUACUUGUAGAGUAUCGUUUUGUAUGUAGGUGCUUGAAGUAUGACUCUGGUGUAAUUUGAUCAUUGACUAAUACAGUUUAUGUACAUAAUUAUGCUUAAAAAUCAUAUAGUAAUAAACAAUUAUUGACUAAAGUAAACAUAUAUA